CAAAAUUUCUAUUUCCCGACUGUAAAUUCGGCGUCGUCAUCCCUCCCCCCUCUUACCCUUCUUUCAAUUUCUCCUUUCUCUGCAUUUCCGUCUCUCUCUCUCUCUCUAAGUUAACCAAGAUGGAGUGGAACCCAGAAACCCUAAAUUUCCUCUCUCAGUGCUUCCUCAACACAUUAUCUCCACUCCCCGAGCCUCGCCGCCGCGCCGAGGCUGCACUGGCUGAGGCUGCUGAUCGACCUAACUAUGGCCUUGCCGUUCUCCGCCUCGUCGCCGAGCCCACUGUUGAUGCACAGAUCAGCCAAUCCGCUGCCGUCAACUUCAAAAACCACCUCAAAACCCGUUGGUCCCCACAACCGAAUGAUCCUGUUCAGUUUAUUGUACCAGACCCGGAGAAGGAACAGAUUAAAUCCUUAAUUGUUACCUUGAUGGUUAAUUCCUCUCCCAAAAUUCAAGCACAGCUUAGUGAAGCCCUUACUAUUAUUGGGAAACAUGAUUUUCCAAAAGCCUGGCAGACUUUGUUGCCAGAAGUAGUUGCGACUUUGGAUAAAUUGAGCCAGGCUAAUGACUAUGUUUCAGUCAAUGGUGUUUUAGCUAUGGUUAAUUCUUUGUUUAAGAAAUUCAGGUAUCAGUUUAACACGAAUGAGAUGUUGCUCGAUUUGAAGUAUUGCCUCGAUAACUUUGCUAAGCCGUUGUUGGAAGUCUUUAAACGGACUGCAGGGUUCAUAGACCAGCUUCAGGCUUCUGGGAAUGCAAAUAUGAAUGCUCUCAAGGGUUAUAUAGAGUCCCAGAGGCUGUGCUGUAGGAUCUUUUAUUCGUUGAAUUUUAUGGACUUGCCUGAGUUUUUUGAGGAUCAUAUGGAUGAAUGGAUGAUUGAAUUCAACAAAUAUUUGACGGUAAACUAUUCUUCUUUGGAAGAUAGUGGAAAGGAUGGUCUUGCUUUGGUUGACGAGUUACGAGCUGCUGUUUGUGAGAACAUCAGCCUGUAUAUGGAGAAAGACGAAGAGGCAUUUCAGAAAUAUUUGAGUGGGUUUGUAGAGGCCGUAUGGGGGCUUUUGGUUGUGGUGUCUAAUUCAUCCAGUCGGGAGAGGCUGACUGUGACUGCCAUCAAGUUUUUGACGACUGUUAGUACAAGUGUUCAUCAUACGUUGUUUGCGAGGGAUGAUAUUUUGCAACAGAUAAGUCAGAGUGUUGUAAUUCCCAAUGUGAUGUUAAGGGACGAGGAUGAAGAGCUUUUUGAGAUGAAUUAUGUGGAGUUCAUAAGGAGAGACAUGGAAGGCAGCGACCUUGAUACUAGAAGGAGGAUUGCUUGUGAACUCCUUAAGGGGAUUGCUACGAAUUAUAAGCAGAAGGUUACUGAGAAGGUGAGUGCUCAGUUACAGAGUCUCUUGACCUCAUUUGCAGAGAAUCCAUCAGCAAAUUGGAAGCACAAAGACUGUGCUAUCUAUUUGGUUGUCUCCCUCGCAACGAAGAAAGCUGGUGGAAGUUCUGUUUCGACUGAUCUGGUUGACAUUGAGAGCUUUUUUGGCUCUGUUAUUGUGCCAGAGCUGCGGAAUCAAGAUGUUGAUGGAUUUCCGAUGUUGAAAGCUGGUGCACUGAAGUUCUUCACUGUGUUUAGGAAUCAAAUCUCCAAACCUGUUGCAUUGGCAUUGCUUCCUGAUGUGGUUCGCUUCCUCGGAUCGGAGUCCAAUGUUGUUCAUUCAUAUGCUGCCAACUGCAUUGAGAAGCUCUUGCUCGUCAAAGACGAGGGUGGAAGGGCAAGGUACUUAGCGGCAGAUGUGAACCCGUUUUUGCUUGCUCUGAUGACCAAUCUUUUUAGUGCACUGCACAAGCCAGAAUCCGAAGAGAAUCAGUAUGUGAUGAAGUGUAUCAUGCGAGUUCUUGGAGUUGCUAACGUUUCUCGCGAGGUUGCUUUACCUUGCAUCAAUGGUCUGGCAACUGUUCUGAAUAGGGUUUGUGAAAACCCAAAAAAUCCUGUGUUUAACCACUAUAUGUUUGAAUCAGUGGCUGUUCUGAUCAGACGGGCUUGUGAGCAGGACCCCACGCUCAUUUCAGCUUUUGAGACAAGCCUUCUGCCCUGCUUGCAGAUGAUCUUAGCUAGAGAUGUUAGUGAGUUUUUCCCUUAUGCAUUCCAGCUGCUGGCUCAGUUUGUCGACUUGAAUCGAUCUCCUUUACCAGGGAAUUAUAUGGACAUUUUUGCAAUACUACUUCUGCCUGAAUCUUGGAAAAAGUCUGGAAACGUUCCAGCCCUUGUUCGUUUGCUCCAGGCCUUCCUUAAAAAGGCAUCACAUGAGUUAAAUCAGCAGGGCAGAUUAUCUAAUGUUCUUGGAAUAUUCAACACGCUAGUUUCAUCUCCUAGUACUGACGAGCAAGGGUUUUAUGUUCUCAACACCGUGAUUGAGAAUCUGGGAUUUGAUGUGAUCUCACCCUACGUAAGCCACAUUUGGGUGGCUUUGUUUAAACGGCUUCAGAACAACAGAACAGUGAAAUUUGUGAAGUCUCUUGUAAUACAUAUGUCACUUUUUCUGGUGAAGCACGGCCCGCAGAACCUUGCUAGCUCAAUAAAUACUGUCCAGCCGGAUGUUUUCCGUACAAUUUUGGAGCAGUUCUGGAUACCAAAUCUCAAGCUGAUCACAGGUUCAAUGGAGCUCAAACUAACUUCAGUUGCUUCAACUCGACUUAUAUGUGAAUCAUUGUCACCAUCAGACUCAAUGAUUUGGGGGAAAAUGCUUGAUAGCAUAGUUACACUUCUUUCACGCCCAGAGGAGGAGAGAGUGGAAGAGGAUCCUGAGAUUCCUGAUUUCGGUGAAACUAUUGGUUAUAAUGCUUCAUUUGUCCGCCUGUAUAAUGCAGGGAGGAAAGAAGAGGACCCUCUGCAAGAAAUUAAUGAUCCGAAACAAUUUUUGGCUGCAUCUUUGGCAAACCUUUCUGCUCGUUCGCCUGGAGUAUUACCCCAAAUCAUUAAUGAGAAUCUUGAACAGGCAAAUCAAGCUGCACUUUUUCAACUUUGCAGCUCCUAUAAUCUAAGAAUUGUUUGAGAGGGAAGCUAUCUUAUGGAGUGAUGGUAUAUUGGUGGAAGAAGAAUGGUUUGUGGUAUUAUUUUUAUGGGGUCGGGUCAUUUUCAGUGUCCGUGUAGAAGCAUGCAGAACUCUUGCAUCCAACCAAAUGGGUCAAGAGAUAAGCCGUGGUUGAGAAAUUUCAAAGGUAUUUUGGGUUUUGUCAAAUAUAAAUCCUGUAGACGGGAGCAUCUGUAUGAGUUUGGUUUUCUUGAGAGUGGAGACUGCCUCUCGACUUUGCUUCCGAAUUUUAGUUUAUCGGUCGACAUGUAUUCAUAUAAGAAGAUGAUAUUGAAUUUUGUGGUGGUUUUGGGUGAAGUGAUUGAGGUAUAAACCAUAUUGUUUUUGAGUGGUCAAGUUGUGUAGACAAUCAUUUGUGUCCAAGUUAUUAUUCAUUUUCUAUUUGCGCA
Erythranthe guttata (spotted monkey flower) is the source of this 3463-nucleotide messenger RNA. Lineage: Eukaryota; Viridiplantae; Streptophyta; Magnoliopsida; Lamiales; Phrymaceae. The record is from RefSeq and is a predicted model, not a curated record.